Messenger RNA from Annulohypoxylon maeteangense, 4892 nucleotides. RefSeq names its product P-loop containing nucleoside triphosphate hydrolase protein. Gene Ontology annotation, molecular function: ATP hydrolysis activity; ATP binding; ABC-type transporter activity. Gene Ontology annotation, biological process: transmembrane transport. NCBI's taxonomy places the organism in Eukaryota, Fungi, Ascomycota, Sordariomycetes, Xylariales, Hypoxylaceae. The transcript is spliced from 4 exons. The record is from RefSeq and is a predicted model, not a curated record. Gene Ontology annotation, cellular component: membrane. The coding region runs from base 332 to 4687 and encodes 1451 amino acids.
UCUACACUGGAAGAUUUGACGUACCGUACCUACCUAAUUAUCUAGUAACUGUUCCCUUUUUUGUUGCUCUGCUUUACUGCUUUACUUAUCUACUCCUAGUACUAGCGCUGUUUCUUCGUAGCAACAAAGGUCGAACUUGGACAAAGCCAUUCGCGAUCGGGACAGCUAAUUCGAAACUGGCCUACAUAAAAUAAAGCGUAACCAAUACACGAGUUCAACUUGUAUUUCGUUAUGACAAUCGCCUUGCCAAAGCAUCGAAAAGUCAUUUGGCGUAACUGGUUGAUUUUCACAUCGACAAAAUAUCCCGGAUGUGUCCCGGCCACCACCGCAAAUGGAUUCCUCAAGGAAACAACAGCAACAACAACAACAAGGACAACACUCACCGUCGCUUAAACACCUAUUCACCUUCACUACAUGGCGACACUGCGGGCCACUGACUGCUGGCUUAAUAUCUUCCUUAUUUUCAGGCGCCUUAAGGACGUCUUUGGCCAUUCUGAUUGGAAAGAUAUUCGGGGUCAUCUCUGAAUUCGGGUCCGGACAACUGAGUGGACCUGAUACUCUUGGCCAAGUUUCGUCCUGGUGCAUCAUCCUGACUCUCAUCGGCGGAGCUGGAUGGCUUGUCAAUUUUGCCUUUAUGUUUUCAUGGAUCCUCUUUAGCGAAUUGCAGGCGAAAAACAUUCGCCAAAGAAUAUUCCGCGCCAUGCUGAGGAAGGAUAUGGAAUGGUUUGACAGCCAGGAAGAUGGCGUAGCUAGCUUACUCGUGAGAAUGCAAACACAGACCCGGGAGCUUCAGAUGGCAUCGUCGGUCGCACUCGGUUCCUUAGCCGCGGAGAUAGCGACCUCCAUCGCAAGUCUUGUCGUGGCUUUUCGUGGCUCGUGGAAACUCACGCUUGUGCUUCUCGCUACCGUACCGAUAUCUGUCGUAGUACUUGCUAUGCUAAGCCGCACCCUCAAAUUAGCCAUACAGGCACAGAAGCGGGAGCUCAGCCGAGCGUCAAAAUACGCGAUUUCCGCUAUCGCUGCCAUAGAUCUUGUAAAGGCUUUCAACGCUAACGAUCAUGAAACAUGGCAGUAUCUUCAGGCCAUCCGGCGCUCUAUGAAUAAAUAUUUGGUUCAGGCGAGAGCAGCCGCAUGCCAAUCAGGCUACGUCAAGCUCUGGAUAGAUGGAAUGUUCGUUAUUGGGUUCUAUUACGGCGUUGUUCUCGUCAACGAAGGGUUGAGCCCGGGAAAUGUCGUGACGACGUUCUACGCUGCUCUUGCUGCGUUACAGGCUUUCGAGGCUUUCAUACCCAUGUACAUGGCUCUAGCAAGGGGCAUGUCCGCUGGCCAAGCACUAUAUUUUAUUGCCUACGACACGGAUAGUGGGCGAAGGAUCCACAGAAUGAUUGGUAAUUACCGCCCAGAAGAAUGUUUCGGUUAUAUCAAGAUUAGCGACGUUAACUUUGCCUACCCGUCAAACUCGUCGAAGAUCGUAUUGGAAAAUGUCUCCCUCUCCUUCGAACCGGGUCAGCUAUGUUUCGUCCUUGGACGAAGUGGCUCUGGAAAGAGUACGCUAGGUAAUCUGCUAUUGAAAUUCUACGAACCGCUCAGCGGUGAUAUCUUCGUUGACGGCUAUGCGCUUAAUAGCCUCGACACGGAAUGGGUUCGGAACAAUAUCACUUUGAUUCAACAAGCAAACGUGCUCUUUAACGAUACUUUCUCAAUGAACAUAGCCAUGGGCUGCAGGAAUCCUAUUCAGGUAUCUAAAACAGAGGUCAAAGCUGCGUGCGAAACAGCUCUGCUCCAAUCAACGCUGGCUACUCUCCCGAACGGUCUAAAUACGUAUGUGGGCGCCGGCGGCCAUGAUCUCAGCGGCGGACAGAAGCAACGAUUGGCCCUUGCGAGAGCGAAAAUUCGUGACCCCCCGGUGCUUAUCCUCGAUGAAGUAACUAGCGGACUCGAUCCUGUUAGUCGAAGUCUCGUCAUGGACGCCAUAAGACAGUGGCGACGUGGUAAGACAACUAUUAUCGUUACCCAUGAAGUUGCGCAGAUCAAAGACGACGACUUCGUUUAUGUCAUGGAUGGUGCAUGCGUCAUACAGGAAGGCCUCCGUGAAUACUUGCAGAGGCAGAAAGACGGGGUGUUCGCAACCCUGGCCGCCUCGGCAACUGGAAUAGACGGGAUAAACCAAGGAAAAGAGCCAGAAGAAGGAAUUUCUUACUCGAAAAGCACUUCCCCGCAACGGCGUGAUGCUUACUUUUGGCCGUUCGAGAAUCAGGAUGACCAUCGCUACCUAGCGCGUAGGACUACGUUAGGUGUCGGGGCCACUGUUAUGCAGGCACAGCAAUUUUUGAACCAGAGUCCCUGGAAUGGAGAAGAUGAUCCAGCUACACUUCGGACGGGUGAGUCAGCAGCUCGAAGUAGGCUUUUACACCUCCAAGAACUGGGGAAUACGGUGCAAGAUAACCGCCGUGGUCAUGUCUACGAGAACCGACGACCGGCCUUAACGGUUAGCGAUACGUAUGCAAGUAACUCCGAGUCCAAUAUUAAAAAUAACAACCUCGACGAAGCGACGUGGGACGAAAAACAGACGAAAGGCUUGCCGCUACUGGCAAUUUACAAGACUGUUUGGCCGUGCUUGACAGCAAAGGAAAGGGUCUUCCUUAUUAUCGGAUUCGUCACUUGUGUCGUCGUUGCGGGCUCAGUCCCUGCUUUUUCUGUUGUAUUCGCAAACCUUCUGGCAGUGUUGUAUUCGAGCGGAGAUAAGAUGGCCUCCGGUCAGAGAUGGGCUUUGUACUUACUUCUUAUCGCUUUGGCUGGGGCUAUAUCGACGCUCACUAGCCAAUAUAUGAUGCAAUGGGCAGGCCAGGCCUGGGUAAACGCUUUGCGGAUGCAAGCGUUUAGCAGGGUCCUAAGACAGCCAAAGACGUGGUUCGAGAAGCCAAUGCACUCCACCAUCCGCAUCAACGAAUGCAUGGAUAGGAAUGCAGAAGAGAUGAGAAAUCUCCUUGGUCGAUUCGCUCCUCAAUUGCUAGUCGUCGUCGUCAUGAUAUCUGCCACCAUCAUCUGGGCUGUAAUUAUAUCAUGGAGGCUCACUCUUGUAAGCCUCGGGAGCGCCCCGCUCCUCAUAGCAGCCACAAAAGGUUAUGCUUUCGUGUCGACGAAGUGGGAGACCCGAUGUAAUAGAGCUAUCGAGAAUACGAUUGCGGUUUUGACUGAGACUUUCCUUAAUAUACGCGUCGUUCGAGCCCUUACAUUGGAAAGCUUCUUCUGCACGAAACAUGACGCGUCUAUAUAUCAGGCAUUUGAUCUCGGUAUUAAGAAGGCCAUCUGGACUGCCACCCUUUUCGCUUGCUGGCAAUCUAUAUUCUGGUUUAUGAUGGCCUUAAUAUUCUGGUACGCGACUGUGCUCCUGACUAUUAACAGUGCAGUCACCGUACAUGAUAUUUUGCAAGUUGUCAAUUUACUUGUUUUGGGUCUCACUACUGCUUCUAACAUAUUAAACUCGGUACCAAGCAUUGCUGCCUCACAAGCUACAGCCUCACAGCUCCUCCAUUACGCGAAUCUACCCGUUGAAUCGUCUCAUGAAUCGAAAGGCAGGUCUAAGCUGAUACACCCUUUUCCUAUUCUAAUGAACGGCCUGUCAUUUACUUAUCCUUCGACGAACCGCGCUGUCCUUCGCAAUAUAUCUUUAAGUUUCGACACCGGAACGUCAACCGCUAUUGUCGGCCCCUCGGGUUGUGGCAAGAGCACUAUAGCGUCCGUGAUUUUGGGUCUGUAUGAACCAGACACUCCGGCUGGGAAACAGAGCUCUGAAGAGCAAGGGCAGCUAAGCUUCGGCUUUACACCGAUCUCCAAGAUCAAUAUAUCGAGCUUGCGAAACCAUAUCGGUUACGUUCCGCAGACACCGUUUCUGUUCCCUGCCAGUCUCGCGGAAAAUAUUUUCUACGGUUUACCAGAAGAGUCGCCGCUGCGGAGCCCGAAAAAUCUCGAGAGGGCGACUAGAGAAGCGGGUAUCUACGAUUUCGUUCAUAGCCUGGCGACUGGCUUCGACACUGUCGUCGGCGACGGUGGACAAGCGCUUAGCGGUGGACAAGCACAACGGAUCUGUAUCGCUAGGGCCUUGGCUAGGAGGCCAAAAAUCUUGCUACUUGAUGAACCUACAAGCGCUUUAGAUGCAGAGAGUGCCGAGGCAGUGAGACACACGAUAGAGUCCGUGAUACACUCUGCUAAAACUAGCAUUUACGGUAACGGAAACGGGUUCGAUAUUUUCGCUACUAAUCACCUGAGGAACCAAGAACUUUCUGUUAUAGUAAUCACACAUAGCAAGGAGAUGAUGCGCAUGGCGGAUCGCGUCGUAGUGAUUGACCAAGGAAAUGUGGUGGAAACCGGUUCCUACGACGAAUUAUUCCAAAUGAGGGGCAAAUUCGCCGAACUUGUAAGCGAUGGCGUUUGGAUAGGAGAAAGUCAUGCGAGGCCAUAUAAUGCAGGAGGAAAGGCGGGUUAUAGCGUUCCCAAUGACCUCCCUCUUCGUCAAAUAGAUGUGCCGGAUGCAAACGAACCUGUUAUGACGCCGAGGUGGGCCAGCGUUCGAAAUACGUAUUGGACUGAUGAUCGAGGCCCUUCUACCGGUCUCAUGAGCCCCCUUACGAGCCCGUUUGGUAUACCUUCUCGAAGAAAGGAGCAUAAAGGCGGUGGGAGUGCCUAAUGAAUUAGGUUAUAGCACUAGUAUGCAUCCCUUUUCUUUUCGUGUUACGACGGCCUAAAAUAAUGGCUCUUAAAAUGCUGGGUACGAAGAUAACUAUGUGAUUGUUGAAUUUCUCUUAUGGCUAUCUUUGGGCUAGUUGCUUAAGUGCUUCCUCAGAUGAGUUUACUAACAAUCCUGACAAUAUUUGUUUACGAGUCUGCCCAAC